Molecule: messenger RNA, 4404 nt
Organism: Moesziomyces antarcticus
Lineage: Eukaryota; Fungi; Basidiomycota; Ustilaginomycetes; Ustilaginales; Ustilaginaceae
Exons: 1
Coding region: 1-4404 (1467 amino acids)
Biological process (GO): inositol phosphate biosynthetic process; phosphatidylinositol phosphate biosynthetic process
Cellular component (GO): cytoplasm; nucleus
Molecular function (GO): inositol hexakisphosphate kinase activity
Source: RefSeq, a predicted model, not a curated record
AUGUCGCACGCAGAUCCAGGCGAACACGCAAUGCCCGCAAUGCCCGCAAAUGGCACACCGCCAUCGCCGCAUUCAGCACAGUCGAUCGCAGCGUCGGCGCCAACGCCAACUGCCUCGCUCCACGUCUCCCUGCCGCCCAACUUUCCACAGCCUGUCCAGACUUCCUUCUCACCGCCCGCAAGUAGAGUCGUCUCGGGAGCGACCAUCGUCAACUCGUACACUAGCCCGUCCAUCGCUCAGGUGCUCUCGCCACCGCUCCCGCCCCAGCUACCCCCCACCGCCACCUCUCCACACGCCUCGACAUCCUCGCACCAUGCGCAUUCACCCACCAAGCCGACGGCUGCCUCCUCAUCCUCAUCCUCAUCCUCUUCCGCUUCCGCUGUCGCUGCCGCCCUCGCACGCACGCCUUUCUCGCCUCCAGAGACCUACACCUUCGCACGCCCACCCACCAAGCGCGACAGCCCCGGCACCAAGAGCGCAAAGAGCACCCCCGGCCGCUCCCUCAACCCUCACCAUGACGACAUCCUCAGCCGCGAGUUCGCAGACGCCGCGCGAAACGACUUUGAGCUCAGCCUGCCACCAGCCAUGCUCAGCUCCGGCCGCAAGGCGAGUGUCAGCCUCCACCUCUUCAAGGAGACCUCCAACAAGCCCUCUCACGCCGCCGCACUCGCCACCAGCCGCGACCGUCCUGUCAUCGACGAGUCCCCCGCCGAAUCCUCGGCGACAGCAACGACGACGAGCCUACGCAAGCAGCCCACUCGCGCUGCCACCAUGCUCCCACCAUCACACCGAACUGCCAAGCCGCCAUCGUCACACCGCACCGAUGUCCGCCGCGAGUCGUCCGCCACCUCGUCAUCCGCGCUGCUCUCGCCGAGAGAAGUCUGCUCGUCUGCGCUACGUCCCGCCACGCCUUCGCUGCUUUUGGCCCAGGGCGACACCACCGCCAGCAGCUACUUUGGUCCCGCGCAUCCCGAAGCCGGUCCCAGCUCAAGCGCUCCGGCGCUCGCCACCACUCUGCCCGCCACGAGCCAGCCCACGCGCCGCCCACGUCGCUCACAGACGCUCGCAUCGCCCGAAAUGGUCGGCACCGCAUUCGACGCACACCUCCUGCCAGACGUCUCGUCGCUCGAACCACUCGAUACACGCCCCAUCCCCAUCACCCGCUCCAAGCCCAACCAGCUUCGGCCCGCGUCUCCCGUCAAACUUGCUGCUGCCAAGUCGGUCGCAGCCGCGUCUGCCGAGUCCGACACCGCCGUCGAUCCGAGCGCGGCCAUCGCUUCGUUGGGCGCCUCCAAUUUGCAGCGCCACUCGUCCGUGCCCGAGACCGACUGGGCGGGCCACGCGUGGCCCGGAACUCUCUCCAUGACGCGCAGACGCAGCCUCAACCACCUCACACACAGCUCGUCUGACUAUGAGGAGGAUGGCGACGAUGACGACGCGCUCGACGAAGACCUCGACGCGCCCGACGCCUAUCUCGACUUUACCAGCUCCGACGACGAGCCCAAGUCGGACUAUCCGCACGCCGCGGCCGACGACGACGAGCUCCAGAUGAGCGGCUCCGAAUGGGAAGCCGACAGGGCAUCGGCAGAACCUGCGUACGGUAUUCCCGCCUCUUCCGCGCACCACGACCCGCCAGCGGUGGUCCAGCUGCAGCCGUACCACAACCAGGUGGGCGGCCACAACUCCAUCUUUCAGUUCUCCAAGCGCGCCGUGUGCAAGCCGCUGGUCGGCAGGGAGAACGAGUUCUACGAGGCCGUCGAGCGCGAACAUCCCAUCCUGCUCGCCUUUAUCCCGCAGUACCUCGGCGUGCUCAACGUCACCUACCGACACGUCGACGAGCAGCAGCACGCGCAAGACGUCCAGCAACCUCCACCUGACCAGGCUGUCGGUGCGUCCGAUCCGGCACCGCUGCAGGGCUCGACUGCGCCCGCGGUGGCUACGGAUGCAGCGGCGCGCACCGAGAUCGUCGAUGCAAGCGCCGAGCUGCCCGAGCGCGCUCGGAGCGACUCGCGCGGCGCACGCACGCGCCGCAAGGUGUUCGAGGGCCAGGAGGAGUGGGGCAAGGAGAUCCCCGAAGUCUCGCUCGACCUCAACCGGCAUAUCGUGCCCGAGUGGAUGUUGCGCAGGUGUAGGCUCGCUCCCUCCGUCGUCGCUGGCGCAGAGGCGCUGCGUGGGCGCGCGUCGGGCAGUGCGAGUCGGUCGCAUAGCCAGGAAUCGGGCGCGCGCCUCGGCAUGCCCGUGCCGCAAGUGCAGGUGCGCACGGGCGAUGGUGCCGACGCGGCGCCAUGCUCGCCGAUGGCGUCGUACGAGCGUGCGGCACGCUACCGCUCCUCGCGGCCCACCUCGUCGUCGUCGCAGGCAGAGCGCAAGGAGUUCAGCUCGAGCCCGCUCACGCCCGCCGUGUCGCCGGAUGCCUCGCCGCGCUCCACGCGGUCCAUGGGCCACGCCGCCGACUGGGGCGGACGCGCCACCCAGCCCGACUCGGAGCGGCUGCACUCGUCGAGCUACGGCCAUGCGGCUGCCGGCCUGGGUCCGCUGUCGCGCUCGCGCAGUCCGGCACGCAGCGCACUCAGCAUGACGAGCCGCACGCCGUCGCACGCCUCGCACGCGUCGCAGCCAGCCGUGGGGCUCGGGUACGGCGCACAGGCGCUCAACGGCAUCCAUGGGCGCGGCAUCACCACGGUGAACCGCAAGCUGCAGGAGCAGGUGCUGCGCGAGGUGUUUAGCAGCCCCAUGCUCAAGGACGGCCUCGAGCCGCGCUACGGUUCGAGCGCCAAGCGGAAUGCGCGCAAGAACCGACGCCGCCUCGCGAGGGCGUGGGAGGAGAGCGAGGAGGGCGAACGACUGCGCGCCACGCGCAAUCUCGGCAAUACGCCCAGGGAGACGCUCACGGCGCCGAGUGUGCUGCGCAGCGACGUGCGCACCCCCGACCCUGUGAGUAGCGGCAGGAUGAGCGUCGCCAGCGAGUUUACGCCCACGGCUGCAUCGUCGCCCAUCCACUACAGGGGGCAGGCUAGGCAUCCGUCCACGCCGCCGCGCACGCCGCCGUUGGGCGCGACUAGCUUGACCGCCUCGUCGCCGGCGUCGUCUAGGCUGCCGACCGCGGUUGAGAGGGAGUCGCCCAGUGCGGCGCUCAAGAGUGCUGCGCGGUCGGACGUGUUGAAGCAGCACCCAAGACGCGUGCUCAGCGACGUCUCGCUUGCCCUCAAGCCCGAACGCUCCCCACAGACGGCCAGCGGUUUAGCGAAUGACACCACGCUCGAUACGGAGCGCCCCGCAGCGGAGCUCGACGCGCUCGAUGGCGAGGUGGAGAAGCUAUCGCUGGCCGAAGAUGUGCCGUUGGUGUCGGAGCCCGUGGAAAUGGGCGAGGCGGGCGCAGCGGGGCAGACGCGGCAGGAGCAGUUUUUGCUCAUGGAGGAUCUUACGGGUCGGCUGAAGUCGCCGUGCGUGCUGGACCUCAAGAUGGGCACGCGCCAGUACGGACUGGAUGCGACGGAUGCCAAGAAAAAGAGCCAGACGAAAAAGUGCGACAAGACGACGUCGCGCUCGCACGGCGUGCGCAUCUGCGGCAUGCAGGUGUACGACUGCGUCCGCUCCGCCUUUAUCUUUCAAGACAAGUACUACGGGCGUAAAGUUCUGCCCUCGGAGUUUGCGGGGGCGUUGGCGCGGUUCUUCUUUGAUGGCGAGCGCGUGCUGAUGCAUCAUGUGCCGCUGAUCCUGCAGAAGAUCUACCACCUGGCGCGCAUCGUAUGGCGCCUGCGCGGAUAUCGCUUCUACGCCAGCAGCCUGCUGUUUAUUUACGAUGGGGACUGCGAUACGCAGCGACGGCUGGAGGAGGAAUUCGAUGUGCGCUGCAGACAGGGUUGUGGAGGCACCGUGGCACCGAGCCAGAUGAUCGUCGGCUCCAACGUGCCUGUCGAUGUAGACGAGGCGGCGAGUUACAGUAUCGGUUCGAGCCCGUUGUUGGGUCCGAUGGGUGCGGGGCAUUCGACAACAGGGUCGGAAGUUGCGAGGAGGAGACGUAGGAAGGGCGAGAUCAAUAUCCGCAUCAUCGACUUUGCCCACUGCACUACGGGGCACGACUACGAUUUCGAGCCGCACGUCGGCAGUGCAACAGGCCUGCCCAAGGCGCGCUUCCCUCCCAAGCUCACCGACGGCCCCGAUAGCGGGUAUCUGUUUGGGCUCCAGAAUCUCGCACGCAGCUUCGAGGAGAUCUGGCAGACGGAGCGCGAGCGCCGCCGAGAGGUGCGCGCUACGCUCAGGCAGAAUGGCAACGAGGCCGACGAGGACGAGCACGGACGGUAUGUAGGCGAUCUCGGCGAGUUGAAGGUGGCGGGCGCCGAGGUGUUUGGUGAGAUCUUUGGAGACGGCCCGCACGGGCUCCACGGAUAUGUGUCUACAUAG